AUGGAGCGAGUAAGGAAAACCUUCUUCAACCCUCUCGCAACCACGAAGGCCCAGGUUGAAAAGAUCCUGGAAGGCCUCCCUGUCGGCUCUGCACACCCUUUCAGCCCGGAGCAACUCCUUCUUUGUCGAACAGAAAAUGGCAUUGAGGAAAUCGAUAUCUCUUCGUACCCAGAGGACUUCUUUUUCAAUGCCGUGGACUUGAGCGAGACGGGUGAGAUCCUUUUAAGACGAAUGGCCGGCUUCCAGUCCUAUCUGAAGGUAUUUGACGACUUCCAAAUUAUGCAAGCACCAUCAUCAACAUUUAAGGUUCCUAUCGUUUCAGACCAGAUUACAAUUCUAGCAGUUUCUGAGCGAACACCCACUUACUACGACUUCUGCUUUGCGGAUGAAUCAUGUAACACAUGCUGCUGGCUUGCGAGAAAUACCUUCCCAGGUAUCACCCACAGCGGAGAUAUUCUCAAUGGACAGGAUCUCCUUGAUUAUGUGACGAUCAUCAAGGACACCCUAACAGAGAAAGAAAUCUGUGUGUUCAUCUCCGGCUACCGGUCUACGCUUAUCACAAGGUUCUUGGGAACAUACCCUGCUUUGCUAGUCGCCGAUCAUGUGGAUAAGGUUCUUUACAUCAUCCCGGUGCCCCUGGACGCAGCGACAAUCGGAGACGCAACCAUUUGUUGCCCUUUGGUAAUAAAACGCGAUGGAGAUUCAAUAAUCUGCUCGAUAUUACCAAGCGCAACCACGGACCGGGGCAUAAUGUGCAAUAGUAACAAGUUGGUUAGCCCUGCCUUCCCAGAAGCGAUAAAAUGCGCCGACUUCACUAUGCGCACUCCUGACCUAACUGCACGAAAAACAGCCCCAGUGAAUGAUUCAGUUGUAGAGGACACGGCGUCGAAUUCAGACAACCUGCGUAAGGUCAUUACCAAGGAAAAUGCCAUUUUCACUACCGGUUCAUCCGCUCUUCCUCCGUUCAUUGAUCUGGAGAAAACACAGAUCAUCCGGUUCGGCACUGGUCUUGAGUUUCAACUACCAGAUGAAGAGUCACACAUGAGAGAGGAGCCCUCCGCUAUUGUCCUGCCAUGCAUCUUUGGUACGGAGCUUCAAGGCCCAAUUCUACUCGCGACCGGAACAGUCCCUUCGAAUGUUCCAUUUCCCAAUGCAGAUGCCCUUCGGGACUACUACAAGCAACUCAAGAAUGCCGUGGUGAUCGUCGACGAACGAAUGACAGAUAAUGCCCGGAAUCUCGCAUCUGCCUACCGAAUCAAUGCACUCUUCAUCGUUCGACUCACUCCAGAAACAGAACUCAAGGAUACCAAUAAUGUCAUUUCGUUGAUGAAUUCCGCGAAUAUAAAUGCAGUGACGGCACUCGCAGGACCACAGUCCUUGAUUCUGGUUCAGAUCUCUGAGAAGUAUUACUUCUAUAGAGGCAUUGCCAAUCGGGCACACCUCAAUACGUCGGGACUAGCAUUUGGCUCGGAUGUAACCAGUGUACUCGAGUCUGUAGGCACCGGCUCCAUUCUCGAUCCGAGGAUAGAGCGAGUCAUUAACCUGGGCGGCGUCAAUUCUAUCGUCCUCCCAAGUACCGGUCAGUUAGUCCAGCCCCAAGAUCUACAGAAGUUGUUGGAAGAUAUUUCAAUCGACCAGAUCCAAAACUUGGAAGAAGACAUAUCUGCGGUAGUUCCACAGCUCCAGGUGCUUCUGAACCAGAAAGACCUACAAGAACUCUCCAGAAGCCUAGUGACUGCACUCUCCGCCAAGAUCAGCAACGCUGCAACCCCAUUAAGAGACAGCUACACCAGAUUCCUAACACAGGAAUACCGUAUGGAAGAUCCCAAAUCCGUGCAGAAGAAGAAUCAAAUGUUUGGCGAAUUGAGAAAGGUUACAAAGGACAUGCAAAAGGCUCUGGAGCCAGUGAUCUCAUGCCUGGCUAACAUGAUGUCGUCUCAAACGACUUCGAAGCGAACGCACGAUUUGAAGCGCCUUAUCCGCCAAACCACUAUUCAGAAGAAUGUCGAGGCAGUGAAGUCCAUGACUUUUGAGACUCUCAUGGGAUACCUCGAGGAAUACGCAGGAGAAAUGGGUGUUAUGCUUUUGAAUAUUGAGACGACGCACUAUCAUCAGCUUCUAGGUAACCUGAAAAACAGCGCCAUUGAUGCCAGCCAAUGUUGCGCCCUCGACUCGAGAAUCCUACACCUGGAAGGAUUCGAUGCAGGCAUCAUCAUGGAACAGUCACAAGCCAAACACAACGGCCCACUCAAAAGCACCCUAGGGCCCUGCCAGCCCAUCCUGGCGCUACCCUGUCUAAGCCAGUUAUCAGAAACCGGAUCAAUGUUAGCCUGGGUCUUGCGAUGGAUAGAGAAAUGCAAUGAACCGCACAUCGCCGCGCUCCGAAUUAUCAUGAGAAGCACGCUUAGCCAAGCAGUCGCGUCCAGAGAACAUGAUAUUCAGCCCAGUAGCCCAGAGACUGGCCAUUUAAUGAGUGCACUGUUAAUGGCCGCCAUGUCGAAACUCGCAGCGAUGAGGAUAUCUAAGCCCGUGGAACUAGACAAAGCCGAGGAUACUGUCACAAAGUUAAUGCGCGGACUUUUCGGUAAUCUCUUGACAAUCGCUGGCUCAGGAGUCCGUCCCCUCAGCAUGGUCUGGCAACUUUUCGGUACAAAUCCCCUGUACGACCUCCCCACAAGUUCGGCUGAGUGGAUCUGGUACGAAAACGUCGUCGCACUAUACCCGUAUACGGGCUGGCCACUCCGACAAUUCCACGAAAAUCUAGAAAAAUUCCUCGACAAAGCCGUCAUCAGGGUGGUGACUAAGAAUGAAAAUGUAGCCAGUAUCAAAGCAAGUCGCAUGGCUGAGCUGGUCAAGUUCUGUAAACUGAGGAAUAUCCAGCUCGCGCAUUCGCGCACUAUUAUUACCGUCUUCAUGCGCAUGCUUACAGCAGAGGAUAUUGAUAUCCAGCCCGUCGCGGCUCAGCUGCUCACGCAGCUGCCACAUAAACUGGAGAGACAGUCGCAGAGUUACACUAGGAUGAUUAGGUACCUGAACCAUCUCGCCGGGGGAGGCGAACGGUGCGUCCACGACGACCUCACCGCCGCGAACGUCUACACUUCCCGCUCCGCAGCCUUCGCGGAACUGAAGAAGCAAGUCUGCGAAGCAUGCAAGAGGAGUGAUUGGCCACGGAUGAAAGAAGCCUGCCAGGAGAUAAUGACGAAACAUAUCGAGAUCGCAACGCUGUGGCGCGUCAAGCCCGAAUCGCUGAAAAUCCAAAACAUGAAGUUGUACAAAGCGCUGUUAGCCGCGGAUUUCGACAGUCUUGACCAGAACACUCAGGCUAAGAACCUCCAACUUACGAGAUAUGUCUUCAGUGAUGCGGAGACUAAACGUGUUCCGUGGCAGGUUGGGAAGAAGGGUCAAUUCGGGGAUAGCAUCGAGCCUCUCGAUGAGGUCUUUCUUCAUGAGAUUAUGACCGGGGAAAAGUCAGAGCCGGCACCCCCUGCUACUGUGAAUGAAUUUCCAGGGGAAGAGAAAAAGGCCAUGAUUGAAACGGAAGAUGAAUUCGCGAAAUUCGAGUCAUCGUUGCGGGCGGAAUUCAUUGAGACUAUGCGGAAGGACCUCUCAGCCGAAGAAGUCUGCGACAUUAUCAACGUUCCUGUCUCCACGAUGCGUGUUUUCGUCAGGGCGUUGAAUCCAGAGUUCAUUUGGGAAGAUUUGGCAGUAAAUUUUAAAGGCAUUAUUCUGGAGUUGGUGAAGGAUCGAUCGAAUCGUGCGGAGAGUCGGCCUGUUAGGAGAUUGCUGCGGAUCAAGGUUGGGAAGAACUUGCAGAUCGAGGGGUGA
This is a messenger RNA of Aspergillus fumigatus Af293, 3825 nucleotides long. RefSeq lists its product as uncharacterized. The transcript is spliced from 6 exons. The record is from RefSeq and is a predicted model, not a curated record. NCBI's taxonomy places the organism in Eukaryota, Fungi, Ascomycota, Eurotiomycetes, Eurotiales, Aspergillaceae. The coding region runs from base 1 to 3825 and encodes 1274 amino acids.